Molecule: messenger RNA, 1188 nt
Organism: Plasmodium gallinaceum
Lineage: Eukaryota; Apicomplexa; Aconoidasida; Haemosporida; Plasmodiidae
Product: PIR-like protein
Exons: 2
Coding region: 1-1188 (395 amino acids)
Source: RefSeq, a predicted model, not a curated record
AUGAAUGGACAAAACAGUACUGAAAGUUAUGCCUGGAACACAACGAAUAAUUUAACUACUAGGCUACUUACUGAAAUGUCAACAGAAGUACCUUCUUUAAGUACACUUGAAUCUACAAGUCAAGCAAAUACAACUUUAUCAAGUUUAACUGAAUCACUUGGAUCAUUAGUCUCAUCUGCACAAACUAGUAGUAGUUCUUUACUUUCUCAAGUAACUACACAUUUAAGUAAUUUAACUUCAUCAAACACCACUUCACCUAGUUCAACUUUAGAAAGCGCUACACAUAUUUUAACAAGUGGAGUUGCUGAAAAUGCAACUAGUUCACCUACAACAACUAGCUUUUUAAGUGAAGCAAAAAAUUUUACUGAUUAUUUAUCAUCUACAAUUAGUAGUACUAUAUCUGAAGCACUUACACCAAAUUCCACUUCACCUAAUUCAACUUUAGAAAGCGCUACACAUUCUUUAACAAGUAGAGUUACUGAAGGUGCAACUAGUUCAGCUACAACUAGCGUUUUAACUGAACAAGCAAGUAAGUUUACUAAUUAUUUAUCAACUACAAUUAAAGAAAAUAUAUCUCAAGCAUUAACAUCAAAUACCACUUUGUCUGAUUUGACUACAAGUAACCUAGGCAAUACCUUAACGACUCAAGCAACUACACCAUUAUAUGAUACAUCUACAAUAAAUAAUACAUCAAGUUCUUUAUUUUCAUUUAAUGGUACUACAUUAAAUAAUUUAGUUACUACAGCUAACAAUACCACUCAAAUUCUUGGUGGGAAUGAUUCAGAUGGCGUAGUGAAGGAAAUGAAUGUAACCCCUGUUAUUAUUUUUUUUAUUACAUUAUGCAUACUCGGAUUCCUAGCAUGGGCUAAUUUGGGCGCUCAUGUAAAAAAAGAUAAUCCUGAAUGUUGUAGCAGAAAGAAUAAAUUAGAUGACAUAGAAAUGAAGCCAAUAAAAAAGGAAGAUUCAAAUGAUAAAGAAGAUAAUUUAGAUGAUGGAGAUGAAAAUAAGGAAGGUAAAAAGGGAAAAAGAAGAAAAAAAAAAGAUGAUAAUCCUGACAUACAACAAAGGUUAAUACAAGAACUAACCGAAGAACAAGAAACAUUAAGGACAGGAAAAAGAAUAAGGAAAAAGAAAACAGAAAAUAACGAUGAAAAGUUUUGUGAAGUACGUAUUGAGGAUGAAAAAUAA